AGUGGAGAUAAUCGACAAGAAGCAAAGUAUACUAUGACGGAUAAUAAUACAGAAGAUAAAUAUGCACUUCACGAGGCCAUUCGUCAGGGGAAGACUUUGUUGGCUAAGCAUAUGAUCGAUACGGAUGCCAAACAGAUUCUUAUAAAGGACGAUGAUGAUAGAAGUCCAUUACAUUGGGCAUGUUCAAUGAAUAAUUUAGAACUUGUAGAGUAUAUAAUCAAGCCACGUCCAACAAUAAAGAAUCUUGAUAUUGAUGAGAUGGAAGAUGCCGGAGGUUGGACCCCAUUGCAUAUUGCUGCCUCAGUAGGGAAUUUAUCGAUAUUUGAAUUAUUAGUAACAAAAUUAGAUGCUGAUGUUAAUGAAACUACAAGUACAGGUGUUGCUCCAAUACAUUUAGCAAUAAGUAAGAAUCAUUAUGAUAUAGUAAAACGGUUAGUUGAAGAUUUUAAAGCCUCAUGUCGAGUUAAAGAUAAGAAAGGGUUUACUCCACUUCAUCGAGCUGCAGCUAUUGGUUCUCAACCUAUUAUAAAAUUAUUGGUUGAAAAGGGUAAGGUCAAUAUUAAUGCAAAAGAUAACGAAGGUUGGACUGCCUUGCAUCAUGCAUUAGCCGAGGGUCAUGGUGAUGCCGGUGUAUUACUAGUAUCAUUAGGAGCAGAUGCAACUAUUGAAAACGUUGAUGGCGAUACACCGAUAAAAGUUGCAGUCGAUGAAAAAGUAGCUAAGUAUUUCAAAGAUCAUAUCUGAUAUUUGAAAAGUAAACAAAACAUAACAAACGAAAAUAUGAAACGAUGAAACGAAUUAAAUUUUAUUACGAUUCAAAAAGUACAUAAAAGAUUAACAUAGCAUAGUAAUUAGGAAUAAAUG
Messenger RNA from Scheffersomyces amazonensis, 864 nucleotides. RefSeq lists its product as uncharacterized. The transcript has a single exon. The coding region runs from base 34 to 744 and encodes 236 amino acids. The record is from RefSeq and is a predicted model, not a curated record. Gene Ontology annotation, molecular function: protein binding. NCBI's taxonomy places the organism in Eukaryota, Fungi, Ascomycota, Pichiomycetes, Serinales, Debaryomycetaceae.